This is a messenger RNA of Erigeron canadensis, 1238 nucleotides long. RefSeq names its product plant UBX domain-containing protein 4-like. Lineage: Eukaryota; Viridiplantae; Streptophyta; Magnoliopsida; Asterales; Asteraceae. Gene Ontology annotation, biological process: Golgi organization; proteasome-mediated ubiquitin-dependent protein catabolic process; membrane fusion. The record is from RefSeq and is a predicted model, not a curated record. Gene Ontology annotation, molecular function: ubiquitin binding. The coding region runs from base 128 to 1039 and encodes 303 amino acids. The transcript has 4 exons. Gene Ontology annotation, cellular component: nucleus; cytosol.
GUAAAAGGGAAGUGAAAGUGGGCUCGCAAGAAAAAGGUUUGUGAAAAAUUUAGUAGGAUAGAGAUCAGAUCCCAUAUAUAGCUUAGGGCAGUAAAAGGGAAGUGAAAGUAGGCUCCUCUUCUCUCCGAUGAGUUCUCGAGAUAAGAAACCGGCAAAAGCAUCGACAAGUCGACCCGCUGGUGGUAUUCGGACCCUCUCCGAUUUGAAUCGCCCCUCCGCUAAUGAUUACGACAGCGAUUCCGAUGGCCCUCCUCAGGAGUACUAUACCGGCGGCGAAAAGAGUGGUAUGCUUGUUCAAGAUCCUAAUAAACGUAACGAUGUGGAUGAAAUAUUCAACCAGGCCAGGCAACUAGGUGGUGUCGAAGGACCCAUGGAAAAUCUUCGUCCUUCAAGCUCAAGAAGUUUUACUGGCACCGGAAGGUUACUUAGUGGGGAGCCAGUGCCAUCUCCGGCUGCUCCGGAACAACCUCAGAAUGUUGUCCACAACAUUGUUUUUUGGAGAAACGGUUUCACUGUAAACGAUGGACCUUUGAGGAGGUUGGAUGAUCCUGAAAAUGCACCUUUUCUCGAGAGCAUCAGGAAAUCUGAGUGUCCGAGAGAGCUUGAGCCUGCGGAUAGAAGGUCCUCGGUUCAUGUCAAUCUGAUAAGGAGGGACGAGAACCGUCCUGAGCCACAGGUGGCAGCCCAAGUUGCAUUUCAAGGUGUCGGAAGAACCUUAGGCAGGAAUUCCGAGGAAGCAACACUUGAUGCAAAUACUUCAAAUGCUGUUGCCACCUCUUCUGAAGGUCUUGUUUUGGACACCACCUUACCUACAACCUCGAUUCAGCUACGAUUAGCUGAUGGCACCAGGAUGAUUGCUCACUUCAACUACCAUCACACUGUGGCUGAUAUUCGAACCUUUAUUAAUGCAUCUAGGCCUGAUGGCCCAAGGUCUUAUCAGCUACAGACAGUUGGGUUCCCACCCAAGCCACUCACCGAUCCAAACCAAACCAUUGAGCAGGCGGGCCUUGCCAACUCUGUUGUCAUCCAGAAAAUCUGAAAAAUGAUUACUAAAACUUGAGUAAUGUGCGUUUUGAUUUGCAAACCAGGCAUUUCAGUUAUAUCAUUAGAACUCUUGUUUAAGAUAAGCAUAAGGGUUGUAUAAAUUUUAGAUUUAUAAAUUAAACUCUGUACGUGGAUUACCUACCUACCUGCUCUGCAAACAUUUUCAAAAUGAUCACCGAGUACUUUUUUUCUCA